Molecule: messenger RNA, 1718 nt
Organism: Salvia hispanica
Lineage: Eukaryota; Viridiplantae; Streptophyta; Magnoliopsida; Lamiales; Lamiaceae
Biological process (GO): UDP biosynthetic process
Cellular component (GO): cytoplasm
Molecular function (GO): UMP kinase activity
Source: RefSeq, a predicted model, not a curated record
UAACACCUGCAAAAUUUCCCAAAUUCCAUUAUCCUUUAACGGCGCCACGUUUUCACGUCCGUCUCCGUUUCCGUCAGCUGACGCCGUCCAUGGCCGCUUGUGACGACGACUUUUCCCUCCUCGACGACCCCCAAAACCCUAACUCUGCCCCGCCCUCCACCGCCACCGCCUCCCCAUACCAGAUCCACCCGUACGAACACGAUUCCGACCCUUUCGAUUCCGAUCCGAACUCGCUAUCGACCAAGCGCCUCACCGAUCGAGAUGACAUCCACAGCGGCACCUCCAAAAGGACCAGAUUGCCCUCCUCCGCCAGUGCUGGCGGAGACUACCGCAAGGACAGGGAGGAGUGGAGCGACACGGCGAUCUCGUGCCUGCUUGAGGCGUACAGCGAGAAAUUCGUGCAGCUGAACCGGGGCAAUCUGAGGGGCCGGGAUUGGGAGGAGGUGGCAGCCAUGGUCAGCGAGAGGUGCGAGAAUCAGUCCAAGAGCGUGGAGCAGUGUAAGAACAAGGUCGAUAACUUGAAGAAGCGGUAUAAGCUUGAGAGGCACCGGCUGAGCAACGGCGGCGUGUUGACCAGCCACUGGCCGUGGUUUAAACAGAUGGAGCAAAUCGUCGGCAAUUGUAUCGCUGCCAAAGCUGCCGUCGAGGAGGAGAAAUCGUCUGGCGCCGGAGGGGUGUCGUACUCGACUAGGCAGACCAAGAGACUAGGAACAAUAGUCAAUUGUUCUGGUAGUCAGAUUAACAGCAUGAAGUCGAAACCAUCAAAUAACCUCAGAUGGAGGAGAGUCGUGUUGAAAAUUAGUGGAGCUGCUCUAGCUGGAAGUGCUCCUAACAAUAUUGAACCGAAGGUGGCCAUGCUGAUUGCAACAGAAGUUUCAAUAGCAUGCCAUGUUGGUGUUCAGGUAGCUAUAGUAGUUGGUGGUCGCAACUUCUUUUGUGGGGACGCAUGGGUUGAGCAAACUGGCUUGGAUAGGUGUACUGCAUAUCAGAUUGGAAUGAUGGCAACUGUGAUGAAUUCCAUACUACUGCAGUCUGCUCUGGAGAAACUGGGCGUGCAGACGCGCGUACAGAGUGCAUUUUCUAUGCCAGAGGUUGCUGAGCCUUACAGUAGGCAACGGGCAAUUCGGCAUCUUGAAAAAGGAAGAGUUGUAAUUUUUGGUGGUAUUGGCGCUGGCACAGGGAAUCCUCUCUUCUCCACAGAUACAGCUGCAGCGCUUCGAGCAUCAGAGAUUCACGCUGAUGCAGUCCUGAAAGGUACAAACAUGGAAGGUGUAUAUGUUUGCGAUGCUAGAAAUAAUAGCAUAGCGGCAGAGCAUAUUUCCUUCAGGGAAUUGGCUUCGAGGGGGGCGUCUCCAAUGGACAUGAUGGCUGUGACAUUCUGCGAGGAAAAUGGGAUCCCAGUUGGCAUCUUCAAUCUUCACGAGCCUGGAAAUAUUUCGAGGGCGUUAUGUGGGGAAAGGGUUGGUACUCUAAUAGAUCAAACAGGUCCAGUUACUUAACAUUACGUGCUAUAUGUUGAAUGUGGCUUCAAUUCAGUAUAGGCACAUUAAUAAUUUAACUUCUUGUUGUAUGUUUAGUUGGUAAGGUUUAUCAAUGCUACUCUAAUUAGCCUAAAAGAUGAUGUAGUAGUUGUUUGUGCAAUAGUGUAGAAUGCCGUCUGUAUUUAUAUGGCUUUGAUUGAGCCCCCUUUAGGUUAUACCUUGAAUUAUUUUUUCUUA